ACGUCACAACUUCCCUUCCGCUUUGGAUUCCUCUUUGUGUAAGGAUGGGCAGACACAAGUGAGAGACAAAAAUUUUCCAGGAAAUGAAAUUUACAGGACCGUCUGCUCUAUCUACAGUAAAUAGAGACCAGAAGUGGAACUUUGGAGGAAUGCAUUUUCUGCUACAUCAAUUUGAAUCCUGCAAAGCUGGAGUACUAUUAUGAAGUGAACAAGGGUGGAAUGGGUCCAUUCCAUGCCGAACAUAUAUGCUAUUACAAACUUAAAUGUAUGGUUAUAGAAAACACAAAAAUGAAGAAAAGUAGCAAAGUGCACGUGGAUGAAAGUGAGCCUUCUGGAGUUGAUGAAUUGACCUUUGAACACAGAAACGUCAGCAUUAAGAAAUCAAAGUGGGUUACAGAAGAAUAUGACGUCACAGAUUUACUGCUGGGCAGAGGAAAAUUUGGAGAAGUUAAAAAAUGUAAAGAGAAGAAAACUGGGAGAUUCUUGGCUGCGAAGUUUAUCGCAGUAAACGGUCACCAAGAAAGAGAUGACGUCAUAAACGAAGUGGCCAUAAUGAAAACCCUUCAGCAUCCUCGCCUGUUGCAAUUGUACGACGCUUUUGAGAAAAAGGAUACGUUUUGCAUUGUAACAGAAUUGAUUUCGGGCGGAGAGCUUUUUGAACGAGUAAUCAACGAUGAUUUUAUCUUGACGGAGAAAGCCUGCAAUAUGUUUAUGCGACAGAUAUGUGAAGGCAUCGCCUUUAUGCAUUGUAGAGAGGUUCUGCAUUUAGAUCUGAAGCCCGAAAAUAUUUUGUGUUUAACACGAGAAGGCAACAUCAUAAAAAUUAUUGACUUUGGAUUAGCAAGAAAAUACGAUCCUUCCGGUGAUCUCCGAAUCUUAUUUGGAACUCCCGAGUUCAUGGCGCCAGAGGUCGUGAACUUUGACCCCGCUUCACCAGCAACAGAUAUGUGGAGUAUAGGUGUUAUAUGUUAUGUUUUACUAUCAGGGUUAUCACCUUUUGUUGGUGACACCGAAGCAGACACUCUUGUCAAUGUGACGUCAGCGAAAUGGGAUUUUAGCGCAGAAGAAUUUGAAAGUAUAUCCACAGAAGCAAAGGAUUUCAUAUCGAAAUUAUUGGUGAAAGAUCCAAGGAAAAGAAUGACUGCACGUGAGUGUCUGGAUCACAUAUGGCUCAGGCGUUCCCAGAAAAGAGAAGCACGCUUGCCAGAGCGCUCUCUCUCUAAGAAGAGGUUGAAGAAAUUUGUAUUUAGGAGAAAAUGGCAGAAAGCUGUCAAUGCAAUGUUGGCUUUGAAGAGAAUGGGUGUUAAUUUGACGUGAUACCUCACAGCUCCUUGCAAAAGGUUUAGAGAAAGCAGAUGUGGAUUGAUUACAAAAGACAUUUCUGGAAUCACCAAAGCAUUCUGACCAAACAUGGAGUGGAAAUACACAAAUUCACGUUUAUGUUGUAACUAAGCGUUUGAUAAUUAAAAUGUGUUAAUAUGCAUUCCAAAAUAUAUGAUUCCAAAUAAUGUUCUUCACUAAACCUGAAUAAUUAAUUGUGUGCUAAAUUCAAGAUAAUGUAAUGAAGAAGUGGGAUCUCAUCUUAUUGUUUAUGGAAAUUGUUUAUGAAAACUUCAUAAUUAACAGAUGAGGUAUUUAGAAGACAUAAUUUUAGUUAUCAUAAACAUACAUUCGGAAUAAAUGGAUUAAUUUCAUAUUAAUUUUGUCAUUUGCUAUGUUAUUUUAACUGUUACCUUUCCUGAGGAUUCAAACUGUAUUAUUUUUAAGCCUUUUCGCCAUCCAUCUUUUGUUCAAGAUUUACGUGCAUUUUUCAGUAGUCAUUUAUUGGAAAAAAUCGAAAAAUUGAUCCGUCUGAGGAACGUUAAUAUUCGUAAAAAACAACCCUGCUUAGUUUAUCAUCUUCCAGGCCUUUGACAUGGUCAUUGAGAGAUUAAGGAACUUUUGUGAUAAAUGAGUCCAUCAUAAUCACAAUUUUUUUUCUUUAUCACAAAAAAUAUGUGAGGCUGUUAACACUAACUUAUAAUUUCUGGUCAAAUUUCUAGUCAAAACACAUUUUCCUUAUUAAUUAAAUGUAUUUUGAUUUAUGUUUUUACCAUUAGUCUUGAAUUUCUUAGGACUUAUUGAUCGUGAAUUAAUGUGCAAAUACCAUUACUUUUUGACUGUUAUAUAUAUAUUUAUAUAUUUCAUUUGUUUGAUUUCUCUCUAGUUAUUGGUGGCUAAACGUUUCCUGUACAACAUAUCUUAUUUAUGCAAGUCUGUUUUCAACGAUCUAUUUUUAAAACUAUGUAAAUUUUUAUGUAAUUGUACAAAAAUAUAGGUUUAUGUAGUAAAAUUAAUUAGUAUUAAUUAGCAGUCUGUAACAUAUACAAUUCCAGAUCGUAUAAAUAUAAAGAUAAAAUCUUAUAGUUUGAAUGUUAUGAAUACAUUUAGACGAUAUAUUCUAUUGUUUCAUUGAAUCCUUUACCAUUGAAACAAGUAGAUUAUAAAUUUGGUAUAAUCUUGUAGAACAGAGUUUAUAGAAAUAAAACUUGAAAAGUU
This is a messenger RNA of Saccostrea cuccullata (small rock oyster), 2538 nucleotides long. Its product is annotated as myosin light chain kinase, smooth muscle-like. Gene Ontology annotation, molecular function: ATP binding; protein serine/threonine kinase activity. Lineage: Eukaryota; Metazoa; Mollusca; Bivalvia; Ostreida; Ostreidae. The transcript has 11 exons. The record is from RefSeq and is a predicted model, not a curated record. Gene Ontology annotation, cellular component: cytoplasm; nucleus. Bases 220 to 1317 code for a protein of 365 amino acids. Gene Ontology annotation, biological process: positive regulation of apoptotic process; protein phosphorylation; intracellular signal transduction.